ACUAUAAAAUUGUUUGACAGUCAGGCACGUUUUGACGUGAUAACCAAAAUAAUAAACAAUAAAUAGGUGCGUAAAUAUUCCACAUUUUUAAACGUUUAGAAAGCCUUAAAAUGGUUUCAAAAGUGGUAUCCUUGUUUACCAUAUUGUGCUUACAAGUAAUUGUUGCACCUCCUGUUACAAAAGAUAAACCUCAAGCUGAAAAAGAAAAGGAACCCAUUGAAGACGUCAUGGAGUAUCACAGGUAUUUAAAAGAAGUGGUGAGUGCAUUGGAGUCAGACCCAGAGUUUAGGAAGAAGUUAGAGCAGGCAAACGAAGAAGAUAUAAGAUCUGGAAAAAUUGCAAACCAGUUAGAAUUUGUUUCACAUCAUGUUAGAACAAAAUUAGAUGAAAUUAAACGAACUGAAAUGGAGAGGUUACGUAAUUUAGUUGAGAAAAAGAAUGGCCUGGCAGAAGGUAAUUAUAUUGAGGAUCCUAAUCAUGGACGUUUGGAUCAUUUAGAUCAUUCAAGUCAUACAUUUGAAAUUGAGGAUCUUAAAAAAUUAAUUGCUAAAACCACAGAAGAUUUGGCAAAAGCAGAUCGCAAAAGAAGAGAAGAUUUUAAGAAAUAUGAAAUGCAAAAAGAAUUAGAGAAAAUGGAAAAAUUAAAUCAUACUACUGGUGAAGAAAGGGAGAAACUAGAGAAGCAGUAUAAGGAAUUAGAGGAGAAACACAAAAAACAUGAGCCUCUUCAUGAACCAGGACACAAAGCCCAGUUGGAAGAGGUUUGGGAGAAGCAGGACCACAUGGAACAAGAAUUUGAUCCCAAAACAUUCUUUAUGCUACAUGAUUUAGAUUCUAAUGGACUAUGGGAUGAAAAUGAAGUUAAAGCACUAUUUGUUAAAGAGUUGGACAAAAUGUACGCUGCAGGAGCCCCAGAGGAUGAUAUGGCAGAAAGAAUAGAAGAAAUGGAAAGAAUGAGAGAGACAGUGUUCAGAGACGUUGACAAAAACCACGAUAAUUUUAUCGAUUUUAAUGAAUUUGUUUCGCAAACUAAAGAUCCUAAUUUCCAAGAAGAUCAUGGAUGGCAACCUUUAGAUGAAAACAAGCCAUACACUGCAGAAGAAUUACAGGAAUACAUCAAUCAAUAUCAAAUGCAACAUGGUGGAUAUUAUCCUAAUCAACCAGGGUAUGCUAAUUAUCCAUACCAGCAAGGAUAUCCCAAUGAGUUACCACCUCAAGUUCACCAAAUGCCUCCUCAACAAGGUUACCCAGCUCCCCCUCAAGGUUAUCCAAAUCAACCCCACCCACAAGGAUAUCCAAAUCAAGCUCAACCUCAAGGCUAUCCCAAUCAGGCUCCUCAAGGGUAUCCUAAUCAAGCUCCCCCACAAGGAUAUCCUAAUAAUGCUCCUCAAGGAUAUCCAAAUCAAGCCCCUCCUCAAGGAUAUCCAAAUCAAGCCCCUCCUCAAGGAUAUCCUAACCAAGUUCCCCCUCAAGGGUAUCCUAAUCAGGCUCCCUCACAAGGAUAUCCAAAUCAAGCUCCACCUCAAGGCUAUCCUAAUCAACCUGUUGCUCCAGGAUCCAAUAACCAAGCUCCUUCGGCUGUUUCUCCUCCUAAUCAACCUCCUGUUCAAGGAAACCCUAAUGUAGGUCAACAGGCACCGGCGCAGUCUCAACAGCAGUCAAGUUCACAACCUGGGCAAGCUCCACCUGUUGGAAAGGGUACUGGUGAUUUAAAUUCUAAUAGUGUCAACUUGAAUCAGCCUGAAGGUGGUUCGCAGCAGCAACACCAUAAUUAAAGUUAGGUGCAAUGUGUUAAUAUGCAAUUAAAAAGUUUAUUGAUAGAUCUGGAUCAACUUUAUGUAACAUUCAUAUCUUGUUAUUAAACUUUUACUGAUGAAAUGUGAUGUAUAUUGUGAGAUGCAUUUAAAUAAUUACAUUUUUAUUAUACAUGUAUACAUACAUACACUAUAUAAAGUAGAUAGUUAUAUUCGAAA
Messenger RNA from Agrilus planipennis (emerald ash borer), 1973 nucleotides. Its product is annotated as nucleobindin-2. The transcript has 5 exons. The record is from RefSeq and is a predicted model, not a curated record. Gene Ontology annotation, molecular function: calcium ion binding. Gene Ontology annotation, cellular component: endoplasmic reticulum-Golgi intermediate compartment; extracellular exosome. Lineage: Eukaryota; Metazoa; Arthropoda; Insecta; Coleoptera; Buprestidae. Bases 111 to 1775 code for a protein of 554 amino acids.